UCGCCCGACAUCCUCCAGUCGGUUUCCGUUAGAUUUGGGAAGGAGAUGAUCAGAGUUUGUGUUUUACAGAUGAAUCGUCCACUGUGACCGUGAUGGACGAGAGUCGACAAAACAAGACCGAGGACUGUUAGAAUAAUGCUUCAGCUGCCUUAACGUGCUUUAUAAUGGCCAUCAGGGAACUGAAAGUUUGUCUGCUCGGGGACACAGGUGUGGGGAAAUCAAGUAUUGUGUGUCGAUUCGUUCAAGAUCACUUUGACCACAACAUCAGUCCAACGAUAGGUGCAUCUUUUUUAACUAAGACCGUCUCCUGUGGAAAUGAACUUCACAAAUUUCUGAUCUGGGACACCGCAGGGCAGGAACGGUUUCAUUCGUUGGCUCCAAUGUAUUACAGGGGCUCUGCAGCGGCCGUAAUUGUUUAUGACAUCACAAAACUCGAUUCUUUCCAGAUGUUGAAAAAGUGGGUGAAGGAGCUGAAGGAACACGGGCCGGAGGAUAUAGUCGUGGCCAUAGCAGGAAAUAAAACCGAUCUAGGUGAUAUCAGGGAAGUUCCGACUAAAGAGGCGAAAGAUUUCGCAGAGUCCAUUGCAGCCAUAUUUAUGGAGACCAGCGCCAGAAAUGCAGUAAACAUAGAGGAGUUGUUUCAGAAAAUCAGUCGACAGAUCCCUCCACUGGAGAACACAGACGCUGACAGCCACGACUCCUUUAAACUGACACAACAGCCUCCUCCCUCCAGACGCUGCUGUUAGACAUCCAUCCAGUCACUACAACAUGAUCUCCUGUGGUAUUUGGCCCAUGUGAUACAUAGAUUAAAAUCACAAUACACACAAAUCAAUAUGUUUUAAUAUAGGAGUCUGUUAACCAGAUGUGGAUAUGGUCACAUGAUUGACAGACAUACAUAUUACAGUAGGAA
Messenger RNA from Carassius carassius (crucian carp), 910 nucleotides. RefSeq names its product ras-related protein Rab-31-like. Lineage: Eukaryota; Metazoa; Chordata; Actinopteri; Cypriniformes; Cyprinidae. Bases 165 to 746 code for a protein of 193 amino acids. Gene Ontology annotation, molecular function: GTPase activity; GTP binding. The transcript has 7 exons. The record is from RefSeq and is a predicted model, not a curated record.